AUGGGCUCUGUGAAUUCUAGAGGUCACAAGGCAGAAGUUCAGGUAGUGAUGAUGGGCCUUGACUCAGCAGGCAAGACGACACUCCUGUACAAACUGAAGGGCCAUGAGCUGGUGGAAACCCUGCCCACUAUUGGCUUUAAUGUGGAACCUCUCAAAGCUCCUGGACACCUAUCUCUGACUCUCUGGGAUGUGGGAGGGCAGACUCAGCUCAGGGCCAGCUGGAAGGACUAUCUGGAAGGUGUGAAUAUUCUUGUGUAUGUGCUGGACAGCACAGAUGAAACCCGUCUGCCUGAGGCAGUGGUUGAGCUUUGGGAAGUGCUGGACAGCCCCAACAUGGCCAGAGUCCCCUUUCUGGUGCUGGCCAACAAGCAGGAUGCACCUGAUGCUCUACCAUUGCCGGAGAUCAGAGACAGGCUGGGCUUGGAGAGAUACCAGGACCACUGCUGGGAGCUCCGAGCCUGCAGUGCCCUCACUGGUGAGGGGUUGCCAGAAGCCCUGCAGAGUCUGAAGAGCCUCCUGACGUCCCGCAGCCACCUAUGUCUCUAG
Molecule: messenger RNA, 546 nt
Organism: Orycteropus afer afer
Lineage: Eukaryota; Metazoa; Chordata; Mammalia; Tubulidentata; Orycteropodidae
Gene: ARL11
Product: ADP ribosylation factor like GTPase 11
Exons: 1
Coding region: 1-546 (181 amino acids)
Biological process (GO): intracellular protein transport; vesicle-mediated transport
Cellular component (GO): cytoplasm
Molecular function (GO): GTPase activity; GTP binding
Source: RefSeq, a predicted model, not a curated record